CUUCUGGUCGUUAGAGGUAGUGCAUGCAGUUUCUGUAAGAGAUCACGAAACUUCCGCUGGUGGGACACAGGGAGGUGUGACAAGAUUUCGUCUGCCAUCGCAGAGUUGAACAAUCUGAACGGAAUACCCAAGUGUCUGUUGGUGGUUCACAAAAACUGCAACCGUGCCGCGCCGUGCCCCCACCCCGAGCGGUGCCGUCAUGUGGCAAGAGGCCCGCAAGCAUGAGAGGAAACUGCGUGGCAUGAUGGUGGACUACAAACGACGCGGCGAGCGCCGGCGAGAGUACUACGAGAAGAUCAAAAAGGACCCGGCUCAGUUCCUUCAGGUUCACGGCCGGGCCUACAAGAUCCAUCUAGACUCUGCUGUCGCGCUCGCCGCAGAAAGCCCCAUUAACAUGAUGCCCUGGCAGGGAGAUGCCAAUAACAUGAUUGACAGGUUUGACGUGAGAGCUCACCUGGAUUACAUACCCACCUACACUCCUCCACUGCUCAACACAGUCACUCCGGAACAGGAGUCGGAGGAGAGGAAAUGCAACUAUGAGCGCUACCGAGGCCUGGUGCAGAAUGACUUUGCUAACAUCUCUGAGGAGCAGUGCUUGUACCAGAUCUAUGUGGACGAGCUCUACGGUGGCCUGCAGAGGCCAAACGAGGACGAGAAAAAAAAGCUGGCUGAGAAGAAGGCCACCAUUGGCUACACGUACGAGGACAGCACCGUGACGGAGCCCGACGGCCAAUCAGAAAAGGGAGAAGAGGACGACUCCGAGAACAGCGAAUCAGAGGAAGACGAGGGCAUUCCCGACAUCGAUGUGGAGGUGGAUGUUGAUGAGCUGAACCAGGAGCAGGUGUUGGACAUAAACAAGAUGGCCUCACCGUAUGGCAUGGCAGAGGGAGACUUUGUCAGGAUGCUGAGGAAGGACAAGGAGGAAGUGGAGGCCAUCAAACAUGCCAAGGCCCUGGAGGCAGAGAAGGCCAUGUACUCUGGUCGUCGUUCUCGCAGACAGAGGAGGGAGUUCAGAGAGAAGAGGCUGAAGGGCCGACAGAUCAGCCCCCCCAGUUACGCCAGAAGGGACAGCCCCACCUAUGACCCCUACAAAAGACCUGAGUCCGAGUCCAGCUCGGAGUCCCGGUCUCGCUCCCGGUCGCCGGGCCCCGAGAAGAUCACCUUCAUCACCAGCUUUGGAGGAAGUGACGAGGAGGCCGCCGCUGCUGCCGCUGCCGCCGCCAACCAGGCUCCGCCUACCGCCCUCUCCGCCCACGUCCCCGCCAACUCGCAGCACCACCCCGCAGGUCAUAGCAGGGGCUCCCGCAGACGAAGGUCGUCCUCCAGCCACUCCUCCUCCUCCUCCUCGCGCUCCUCCUCGCGCUCCUCCUCCUCGCGCUCGCGCCGCGGCCGGAGGGGUCGGGGGGGCCGGGACGGCGGGCGGCGCUCCGGCUCCCGCUCCAGGCGGCGCUCGGACUCGCGCUCCAGGGGGCGGGGCAGCAACGGAGGGGGCGGGAGCCGGAGGAGGUACAACCGCACGCGGUCGCACUCCAACGACCGCGACCGGGAGAGGGACCGAGAGCGGGAGCGGGAGAGGGAGAGGGAGCGGGAGAGAGAGAGGGAGAGAGAGCGGGACAGGGGCCGGCACUACUCUGCGAGGAGACGAACGCGGUCUCGCUCCAGCUCGCGGCAGGGGGCCAGUGCCAGGUGGGGGGGUCGGAGUUCAGGAGGGCACCGGAGAGGGGGCAGUAGCAGCCCCAGCCCCCCCCAGUCCCCCAGCCCCCUCAGCCGGAGCCCCUCACCCUCACCCAGGGGGGCCCCGCCCUCUGCCACCGCCCUGUCUGACAAGCUGAGAAAGCCUGAUACUCCGGGUGGUAAAGAGACGGGAGCUGCCAAACCUAAGAUGACCCCGCAGGAGAAGUUGAAGAUACGCAUGCAGAAGGCCCUCAACAGGCAGUCCAAGGCGGAUAAGAGAGCUGCCCAGGUGAAGAUCCAGCAGCAGGAGAACAAGCGGCAGGAGCGAGAGGGGGAGCUGCGAGCCAUGGCACGCAAGAUCCGCAUGAAGGAGCGUGAGCGUCGUGAGAAAGAGAGGGACGAGUGGGAAAAGCAGUACGGGCACCAAAGCCACUCUCCCUCGCCAUCGCCCUCGCCAUCCAAACACAGCCGCGACCACAGCUCAUCCAGAAGGAGGUCUCGUUCACGAUCAAGGAGCCCAUACUACCGAUACUGAGACAACCAGAGAGACACUGAACCCCUCCCUCCCCCUUCCUCAUCCCUUCCUCUGUCUCAGUUUUGUCCUUGAGGCAAAGAGGCACAAGAAGAAAUUAUGCCUGGUAGACGAUGAAGAGAGGAGGAGUGAGGGACCUGGAGGGG
This is a messenger RNA of Osmerus eperlanus (European smelt), 2352 nucleotides long. It is a transcript of the gene clasrp, whose product is annotated as CLK4-associating serine/arginine rich protein. The transcript has 21 exons. NCBI's taxonomy places the organism in Eukaryota, Metazoa, Chordata, Actinopteri, Osmeriformes, Osmeridae. The record is from RefSeq and is a predicted model, not a curated record. The coding region runs from base 200 to 2209 and encodes 669 amino acids.